UCAAAUACAAUACCUAGUAGGUAACUCGUAAUCUGUGUUUUCAGUUGUCAAGUAAAAACUAAAGUAAUUACAAACAAAAAUUAUGUAAUUUAAUUGUUAAGAACUUGAGAAGGAAAUUUUUUAUUUUAAUUCAUUGGAUGAAAUGUUUUGUCAUCUAAUAAGACAAAUUUCUGUUGAUUCCAAGACUGUAAUGACAUCUUUACAGCUAUACAAGUAUUUACUACGUCAAUGUGAAAGAUUACCACCGGAUGCUUGUAAACAUUACAAAUUUGCUGUAAAACAGAGUUACAAACAGCAUAAAUCUGAAACUGACCCAGAUAGAGUCAAAGAAAUAAUUCAAAAAAGCAUUAGCGAUGCUAAGUGGAUUCUAAAGAAGUAUUCAAAUAAAUAAUGGAAACUUUAAACAAAGUCUACUUACAAAGAUUAUUUAAAAAAUAUUUCAUUUACUAUAAACAAAUAUUGUAAGCAAAAAUGUUUGGUGAAAGAAUUGAAGACUAUGAAAUAUUAGAACAUCUUGGUAAAGGCGGGUUUGCUCAUGUAUAUCGAGCAAAAUGUCGAAAAACAAGUUUAUUUGUUGCUAUAAAAAUGAUAGACAAAGCUUUGAUGGCAAAUGCAGGAAUGAUAGGAAGAGUGCGACAAGAGGUCACUAUACACUCACGCUUAAAACAUCCUGCUAUAUUAGAGCUAUAUACCUUUUUUGAAGAUGCACAUUAUGUAUAUUUAGUGCUGGAAUUAGCACAUAAUGGAGAAUUAGCCAAGCACUUUAAAUUAGGUGCAUGUGGCCUUCCUGAGAAAGCUGCUGCUGACAUUUUUCGACAAGUACUUAGUGGAGUUUUAUAUCUUCAUACCCAUAAUAUUAUCCACAGAGAUCUUUCACUUAACAAUUUGUUACUGACAAAAGAUCUCAAUGUCAAAAUAGCUGACUUUGGCUUAGCUACACAGCUGAAUGGACCUGAUGAAAAACAUGUAACUAUGUGUGGUACUCCUAACUACAUUUCACCAGAAGUAGCUUCCAGAGAGCUACAUGGCUUACCUGCAGAUGUUUGGGGGUUGGGUUGUAUGUUGUACACAUUGUUAGUUGGUAGUCCACCCUUUCACACCAAACAUGUGAAAACUACACUCAAUAAAGUAAUCAAUGCAGAUUACAAAAUACCAUCUGAACUAUCUAUCCAAACCCAGGAUUUAUUACAGAAACUUUUAUGUAAAGAUCCUUCCAGGAGAAUAACUCUCAAGGGUAUAAUGGAACAUCCAUUUCUGAAUAAUUGUUUUACAAAUCACCAUAAACAGGACUUAUCUAGAGACUCUGGCUUUCUGACCACACUGCAUAGUACACAACACAGCCACAAACCAAGAAUGGAUGAAAUAAAUGAUGCCCAUAGUGCAAGGUUAUUCGUUGAUCACAAUAGUUUAAAUAAAGGUACUGCUAUGACCAGUAAAUGUUAUGAGCAUAAUUCAUACAAUUUAUUCAACCCAAGACAGCAAAAUGAUUAUAUUUCAACUGAAAAAGAACCUCUUAAAUUGUUUGAUAAUCAUAACAAGAUGCAGAUGGUAGUUCAUAAACAAGAUAGUCCCUGUAAUAGUGGUAGUCUUUUAGAAAACAUGAAAAUUUUGAAUAUGAAUACUAAAAGUAUGAAUAGGCCUAAUUUAUGUGCAGAAAAUAAAGAAAACUUGUCAAAACCAUGUAUAACAAACACGAAUUCAUUGAGUGUACCACCUCUGUGUGCCGACAGAUUGCCAGCUAUAUCACAUAGAACUAGAAAUGCUAUUUUAAAAAUUGAAUCCUCUGGUGUCAUAGUAGAGUUCAUAAAGAGAAAAGGUAAAGACAGGGAAGAAAGAAUUGUAGAAGUAUGUAAUAUUUCCAGAGAUGGUAUGAAAAUUAUUAUAUAUUCAGUAGACAAAGAAAAGGAUAAAGCUAUGAAUGUGGAGUACAAUCCCAAACCUAAUGAGGUUUUUUCCUACCAUAAUUUACCACAAAAGCAUUGGAAAAAAUAUUUGUAUGCUGCAAGAUUUGUAGAUCUUGUAAAAGCUAAAACACCAAAAAUUACUAUCUACACUCCACUAGCAAAAUGUCAACUUAUGGAAAAUGGAACAGACAUUGAAAUGUUUUUCUAUAAUGGUGAAAAAAUAACUAACACUUCAGUGGAAGGUUUAAAAGUUAUUGACAAAUCUCUCAAAAUUCACCAGAAUCCUGGCUUAUUGGUUCCAGAUUUAAAAUAUUUAACUGACCAUUUUGAAGAGUGUUCAAAUCGCUUAAAUAGGAUACAAAAUGCUCUUUCAUGUAUUUCUGAUGAAUGUUUUCCUUUGAUUAUUGGUAAAAGACCAAUUCAAACUGCAAGCAAUGUAAUAACACAUAAUAACACAGCCACACCAUCUGUGCAGGGAUAUACUGAGAGGAAUUUUAAUACACCACUUUUUAAUCAUUUAGGCUCAUUUCAUCGUACAACAACUUGUUCUAGUCGUUCUCCAAGUGUAAACAAUGAACAAUUUUAGAUUAACUAUUAUAAUUAUUAUAUAGCAGAAAGUCUUAUAAGCAGGUAAUGUGUAGUUAAUGAAUUUUUAUUUAUUUAAUUAAAUAAUAUGCAUAUAAUGUUAUACAUAAUGCGUAUACUUUACAACUUAAAAAAUAUUAUUGUUUUUAAAAUUUGAAAAUUUACACUAUGAGACUACUGUAUUAUGUUAGAUGCAAAUGUGUUUCAUACAAUAUUUUUCAACUGACUUUUAAGGAAAAGGAGUUAAUUUGGUAUGUUGCUGUUUUUCCAGUGCAUCUAAAGUUUCAAAGGCUGCUAGGUUUUUCUCUACGUUUUAGAGGCCUCAAUCUUUGUUACUCAUAUUCCUGCAGUCGCAUAUUGAUGUACCUUCUCGAUGUCGAUAAUUUUGAUAUUGAUAAAUAAUUAACCACACUGCGAAAAAAUUUACUAAUAUGCAAGAAAUAUCCAUGCGCAGUUUCCUUUUUUUUAAUUAAAUUUUAGUUUGAAAAAUACAUUAAUAUAAACACAAAGUAUUACGACAUUAAUACAUUAAUUAAUUAAUAGCUGUUUAUUUUCUUAUUCCCUGUAUAUUGCUAAUUAAUGAAUAGCAGGUUUUUUAACAUAACAAUCUACAUCCUGUAGGAUAUAUUAUAGGUGACAUGUACAUUUAUUAAUUUGCGCUAGGUAAAAUUUUUGAGAAGUGCUAUGGUAUGCUCACUGUAAAAUAUAACUCUUUUGAGAAUGUAAAACUUACAGGCCAAGGUUUAAAUCCUUUUUUUGCACAUAUUGGCUAAGGCGGGCGGUCAUAAGUCCUAGAUAGUACUUUCUUCCGCGCGAUACCUCUUCUGUUUCAUUGUUGUUGGGGUUAGUAGAGUUGCUGGAGCACUCCUCCACAGUUGUUUGAUUAUUAAUCCUUUUAUAUAUUUGAAAUGGGAGAUGUAUUUAUUCAUGUUUUUGAGUAGAAAGAAUAAAAGAAAUUGAGGGAUUUCUUAAUACCGGGAAGAGAACACAAAUACGGUUGGACGAAGUACCGGACCAUUUUUUUUUUCAGCUAAUAGGUACCUAUGCAAUCUUCUCAAAAAUCUUACUUUGUUUAAAACAUACAUAUUAUAUUUAAUAUAGCUCUUGUACAAAUACGGCGUUGUUAUUCUAGUUCAAUAAAUUUUAAAUAGUUCCUUUAUUGAUGAAUAUUAGAUUUAUAAAUAGUUGGUACCUAAUAAUGCUGAUGCAAGAUGACUUAUUCAAGAUUUCUGUAAUCUUGAGGAAUUUCGUUGUUUUUAUUUUAAUUACUAACUUAAUCAUUAAGUAUAUGAUGACACUCACCAAAAAUACUUUUGAUUUCAAAAUACAUCCACGUUAAAUUCCUUAGAA
This is a messenger RNA of Pararge aegeria (speckled wood butterfly), 3839 nucleotides long. It is a transcript of the gene SAK, whose product is annotated as serine/threonine-protein kinase PLK4. Gene Ontology annotation, biological process: protein phosphorylation. The record is from RefSeq and is a predicted model, not a curated record. The transcript has 3 exons. Bases 472 to 2490 code for a protein of 672 amino acids. Lineage: Eukaryota; Metazoa; Arthropoda; Insecta; Lepidoptera; Nymphalidae. Gene Ontology annotation, molecular function: protein kinase activity; ATP binding.